Messenger RNA from Ambispora leptoticha, 3843 nucleotides. The record is from the annotation of a GenBank genome assembly. NCBI's taxonomy places the organism in Eukaryota, Fungi, Glomeromycota, Glomeromycetes, Archaeosporales, Ambisporaceae.
AUGAGUGAGAAAAAACUGGUAGUUGAAAUAAAAGAGGCAGUUUGGAAGGUGAAAAAUGACUUGUUGACCAAUACUCCACUGGUAACUGAGGCUGAACUAACCAAAGCAUUAGCAAAAGACGGCUUGAUUACUGUAAUUACGGAGAUAAGAACUGAUAAGCAGAAGUUUAGCACUGAAUUUAAAACUUUUGCGACCGCGACGGAUAAUGAAAUUUGGCAUUACUACGGCAAAAUCACCACUGGUCGCCGAGCGGCCGAAUUAUAUAAUGCCGGAAUAAAAGAGGUCCGGGACGAUGGUUCAAUUGAAGUAGAAGGCAAAAGCUAUGAUUUAAACAGUGCUGACGGUCUAACUAAUUACCUUCGUGACCAGGAAAUUAAAGCCGAAAAGCAAAAAUAUGCCGAUAUUUUGGCACAGAUUCAGCAAGCCACGACCGCCCAACAAGCGUUAGAUCAAAGCCUGCUCGCGGGUCAGAAAAAGCAAGAUUUAGUAGACGCCCAGGCCAAACGAAAACAGGAAAUCCAAGCACUGACCGCGGCUAAAAACCAAGCCAAAACGGCGGUAAAGGCUGCCCAAACGGCCAUUAAAACCACCCGGGAAGUUCAGAAGAAAGAGAAAUUUGGUGAGGAUUAUGCUACUUUGAGACCAAUUCAACAAAAAGGUAGAGAAAAGAUUGCGGAAAAACACAAAAAAGAAGUUCACUAUACCCGCAGUAAAGUUUGUCGUUAUUGUCCGGAAGAGUUUCAUUAUGAUAAAAGCCUAGAACAUCUAGCGGCUGAGAAAAAAAUUGCAGCAGAAUUAGCCGCCCACGAAAAUAAUUGCUCGUUGAAAAAUAAAAACGAGGAACCAAAACAUCUAAAACUCGUCAUUUCUAUGCUUGUCGCCACUGUUGAGCAUGAAUGCCAGGUUGAAGGAACUAAAAAAAUUGCGAUCUAUUUUUCCCCUAAUCAAGGCGGUAAUGAACAUGCGGAUUUAACUUAUGCGGACAAAAUUAGUGAAAGUAAAUUAACUCUGGAAAAAGAUAAUCAAGGAGAGUAUGAUUGGCGAUUGGUUGGAAUAAGAAAAGAACCUGAACAAAAUAAAAAAAAUCCUUUGCAGGAGGAGAUUAAAAAGAAGGAUGAAGCAGUUUAUUUAGUGCCUGUUUUAGAUAUUGAUGGAACCAGUACUAAUCCUGACUUUUCCACUUUAAAUCAAAAACUAAAAGGAGUUUUGCAAAAAUUAAAGAAACAAGGUCAUAAAAUCUGUUUUACCACUGGACGAAAUUACUUGUCUGCUUUGCCUUUUUAUAAGGAAGUAGGUCUAGAUACUUUUUUAAUUACCUAUAACGGAGCUUUUAUUAAUAAUCCUUCUAAAAAUAACGCUGAAGAGUUAGUGCUUAACCCGAUUGCUAAUCAAACGGUUAAGGAUAUCCUAGGUGAACCAAUAAUCAAACAAAAUCUUUGUAAUACUUUAGUUGACAAGUUAGAUCGUACCACCAUUAGUACUAGCGAUGACAUUUACUACGAAGAGAUUUUUUUUAACGGUAACCCCUACACGAAGGGCAAAGAUAUUUUAAAACUUCUGGGAGAGCAAGAUGCUUUGCAAUUAGUUUUAGAAUUUCCUAAAAAUGAAGAAAUGUUUAAUAAUAUUUUAAUGCUGUUACGUAGUAAAUAUAGUGCUUCGGUUACUUUUUAUUCUGGAAGUAAAUUAAAAGCUAAAAAUCCUGCCAGUUAUUAUAAUAUUCCUUUAUCCCAUACGAUUGCUUUUGGUAAUGACGUUAAUGAUAUAGAAUUAAUGCAUACGGUUGGUAAAGGUAUUGCGACAGCUGAUAGCGAAAGUUUCCUAAAAACCUAUGCCUAUGGAAUAACUGAUUGCGGAGCCCUUAACAGUGAUGGAGAAAGAAAUAGCAUUACAGAAUUAAAAAUUAGAAGAGAAAAUCUUGAAGGUCAUCUUGAUUUACAAGACUUUAUAAACUUAGAAAUUUUAGACUGCUCGCAAAAUCAACUUGCUAGUUUAGACCUAAGCAAAAACAUAAAGUUAAAAGUAGUUAAUAUUUAUGACAAUCGGAUUAGUUGCACCAAACUCGAUAUUUUCUCACACUUAGUUAAUUUACAAAAGUUAGAUUUAGGUUUCGAUAUCCACAGACAAUUGCAAAAAUCGGAAGAAGAGUUGUCUAUCGAGGGACAAAAAAACAUUGCUGGAAAACUAGAAGGUUUGCCUUCUAGUGUUGAAACUCUUGAUUGUAAAGAAACACCUUUUCAAAAGGAUUUGGAAAGUUUUGGUCAUAGCCGCAACCUUGAAGUUUUAAGGCUAACUCGAAAAAUCGAGAAAUUGGAAAAUGAAAACAGAGAGGAACGCGAAGCCCGCGAGGAUUUCAUGAAAACAAAUGGAAAGAAACUCACUAAAGGACAAAUUAGAAGAAAUAUUGUAAGAAAAACUAAACAAGCAGGAAUUAAAAAAGUGAUUAGCCCCCACACAUUUAGAAGAAGUUUAGCCACUAAUUCCUAUAAUUGUGGAAUUAAAUUGCAAACUAUCCAAAAGCAACUAGGACAUUCCAAUUUAGAUACUACUUUGGGAUAUAUUCACAAUGAUUAUCAAACUUUGUAUGCUGAUUAUAAAACUAACCAAGAAUUGAUUAGGAAAUUAAAAACUAAAAUUGCUAGUAAAGAAAUUAGUAAGCGGGAGUUAAAUGAUUUAACUAAUUCUCUAAUGUCUUCUCAAUAUGAAGAAAAAAAAAUUGAACUAGCAGUUGAUUCAUUAUUGAAAGAAAUUAAGCCGCUUCUAAUCUUAAUCGUUAGAAGCGAAUUAAAAGAUAAGCAUUUAGCGGUCGUGAUUUCUAAUGACAUCCAAAACCAAGUUAGUCCAGUAGUCAUUAUUUUGCCGAUUACUUCUCGUAAGAAAGGAGAUAAACUUUAUCAUUUUGAGAUAGAAACCUACUUUAACAGAAAAACUGGUAAAAUCUUAGUUGAUCAGAUUACCACAGUGGACAAGCACCAAGAAAAAGGAAGUGUUAGUUGCAAUGAUUGCAAAACUGAAAGAGAAAGAAAUAAUCCAUUUCAUAAUGCUCUUCAAAAGCCCCUGCAUUGUGAAAUAUGUCUAGCUCAGUUGGGUAGACUUGAAAAACAAAUAAAUAUUCCUGUUGAAAGUCAGCAUGUAAUUUUAGUUGAUGAAUGUUAUGAAGACAGAAAAGAUCGGCAAGAUGAAAAUGAUGAAAAAGAAGAUUUUAAUAAUGCAUGUUGUGUUUCCUGCCGUCCUGGUAAAACACCUCAAGAAAUUCAACAAAAAUACCAAGAAUAUAAAGAGCAGGUAAUGAAAGAUGGAGAAAAUCACGAAGACUAUGGUAAAAAAAGAAGUGAAAUAACUGAAUUAAACAUUAGUAAUCAAAAUAAUUUAGAAGGUUCUUUAAAGUUAGAAGAUUUAGAUGUUAGUAAUUGUAAACAGUUGAAAGAACUUUAUUGCUAUAAAAACCAACUGACUCAAUUAAUCUUAUCUAACAAUAUAGAGUUACUAAAAUGUUGUGUUAACCUACUUACUGAUUUAGAUUUUAAUACUCUUAGUAAAAGUUUAACUAAACUCGACUUAACCAAUAAUAACUUCCCUCCUCAGGAUUUAAGUAGUUUUUCUAGGUUUAUUGAGUUAAAAGAUUUAAGAAUAGGCACAACUUCCCAAGAAAACAUUAAUCAAAAUCUUUAUAAUAGGUUCAUAGAUUCUUUAGAACCCUUAAAAAAUUUGAAUAAAUUAGAAACAUUGGGUAUUAGCAAUACCGACCUUCAUGAAGGAACAGAAUAUUUACCUAAGAGUUUAAAGUAUAUUGGGUAUUCCACCAAAGAAAGACCUGAUUGUAAAUUAACUGUUUUAGUUUCUUGA